This is a messenger RNA of Echinops telfairi (small Madagascar hedgehog), 843 nucleotides long. Its product is annotated as V-type proton ATPase 16 kDa proteolipid subunit. Gene Ontology annotation, biological process: proton transmembrane transport. The transcript has 2 exons. NCBI's taxonomy places the organism in Eukaryota, Metazoa, Chordata, Mammalia, Afrosoricida, Tenrecidae. The coding region runs from base 82 to 549 and encodes 155 amino acids. Gene Ontology annotation, cellular component: proton-transporting V-type ATPase, V0 domain. The record is from RefSeq and is a predicted model, not a curated record. Gene Ontology annotation, molecular function: proton-transporting ATPase activity, rotational mechanism.
GCUGCCGCCGGUGCUCUCGCUGUGCCGCCCGCCCGCCGCUCGGCCGACUCGCCCCGCUGAGCUCACCCCACUCCUGCAGACAUGUCCGAGACCAUUCCCGGCCCCGAGUACGCCGCCUUUUUUGGCAUCAUGGGCGCUACGGCCGCCAUGAUCUUCAGCGCCCUGGGCGCCGCCUAUGGCACUGCCAAGAGUGGCACGGGCAUCGCAGCCAUGUCGGUCAUGCGGCCGGAGCUGAUCAUGAAGUCCAUCAUCCCUGUGGUCAUGGCAGGCAUCAUCGCCAUCUAUGGCCUGGUGGUGGCUGUCCUCAUCGCCAACUCCCUGAAUGAGAAGAUCACCCUGUACAAGAGUUUCCUGCAGCUGGGCGCCGGCCUGAGUGUGGGCCUGAGCGGGCUGGCGGCUGGCUUUGCCAUCGGGAUCGUGGGGGACGCCGGUGUGCGCGGCACAGCCCAGCAGCCCCGGCUCUUUGUGGGCAUGAUCCUGAUCCUCAUCUUCGCUGAGGUGCUGGGCCUCUACGGGCUCAUCGUGGCCCUCAUCCUGUCUACCAAGUAGCCCCUCACCGCGCCCAGCCGCCUCCGAAUCCGAUGUAAAGACCACCCCUUCUCAUUCCAGAAUGAACAGCCUGACACACGCCGGGGCCGCUGACCCCUCAGUAGCUGGUCUUGUAAAUGCGCAGUGUCUUAGUGCCCAUUGUCUGUGCCCGCCUUGCCCCGUGCCGUGGACGUCGGGGCCCACUCCUCCCUCUGCCCCAGUGAGGCGCAGCCCCAGAGUGCUCUGUGUAUCAGGUUGACUAGACACGUCAUUUUCUCUUCACUGGAUGUUUUAUUUAUAAAGAUUUGACCUGUU